Messenger RNA from Seriola aureovittata, 7490 nucleotides. It is a transcript of the gene lrrc4ca, whose product is annotated as leucine rich repeat containing 4C, genome duplicate a. The transcript is spliced from 4 exons. Gene Ontology annotation, molecular function: cell-cell adhesion mediator activity. Bases 1926 to 3872 code for a protein of 648 amino acids. Lineage: Eukaryota; Metazoa; Chordata; Actinopteri; Carangiformes; Carangidae. The record is from RefSeq and is a predicted model, not a curated record. Gene Ontology annotation, cellular component: postsynaptic density membrane; glutamatergic synapse; plasma membrane. Gene Ontology annotation, biological process: regulation of axonogenesis; modulation of chemical synaptic transmission; synaptic membrane adhesion.
UAAUUAAAUGCCAGGCUUCAGGGGGGUGAGAUUCGGUUCAUGGGCUCCCCACAGUGGGGUAAGAAAAUUUUAGGAGCUCCAGAAGUUCAAACAGAGCGAUAUGAAAGCUGGAAAGAGAAGGGAAACAAUAUUUCCUGCACUCACUGUUUCGGUCCUGCGGCUGACGGCAACGCCAGUCCACCGGCAGUGACUGGCGGAACAGUCUCACUUGGAGAGCAGCACAGCUUGUCAGUGGGAGGUAACCUACAUGAUGCCCCCCCCUUCGUGCACUUAUCAAUUCAGUGUCCGUCCGUGCUGCGCCGCGCGUUGUAUUUGGGUACGUAAAUGCUGAGCGCAAACUGAGGUAUACUGUAAAAAAAAAAAAAGAAAAAAAAAGCGCACCAAUGGAUGCUGCCUGCGUGCGCGUAUUGGAUCGAGCUAAUUUGUGAUCACAUUUGAAGCAGCUUAAACCACACUGCAGUCGAAGAGAGGGGAAAAAAAGAAAGAAGAAGAAGAUAUAGGGCUCGGACGAACAGCACUUUGUGGAUAAUAACCCUUUAGCAAUUUCUUACCCCCGCCGUGUGUGUCACAUCGAUGGAUAGGCGAGGCUUGAAUUGCCGAAAUGCAUACAUAGAUGGAGCGUGGGCGCAGAAGUGAUGACUGCCUUUGGUGAACUAUAACACCCGUCCAGACAGGGUGAGAUCAAGGCUCGGCGCGGAAAACAUGUAAGAAUUGAGCUUUUGGGUGAAAGCUCCUCUCAACUGAAGCCGCUGCCAGAAUCUCUGAUGGGGUUUUAAAGGCUUCUUGAGGAUACCUGCUGGAUCUUUUUUUCUUUCUUUUUUUCUUUUUUUUUUACCUCCCCAUCCAUCCCAGAUAAACGCGUUUUUUUCCUCUCGAAAAUGGAGAAUGGAGCAACCUGAAGAGAGAGAUAAUCCCUAAUCUCGGCAACUUUUAUCAAUUCUCCAAUGUAUAGGAUACCUACUCAGUCAGUGAACUGCGGGACUUCUUUCAUCGAUAACACCAGGAGGGGAAAAAUAGAAAUAAGCAUCUUGAAAUCCGCACUGGGUUGUGAGGUGAAACCUAAUCAGAUUCAGCAGGGUUGAUGACUAAGAAGUAAUAGGGACUUGAAGAAAAGUUGCAUUUGAAAACGAUAGCGACGUUUAAAAAAAAAACCCACCUCUGCUAUAGCCUUCAGUCUAAUGACGGGUUUUUCAGGAUGUAUGCACCUGGAAAUUGACCACACGACGUUCUCCUUGCGCGGUGAGGAGAGGCUACUUUUUCAACAUUUAAUUUAGAUCGGAGAGAAAAGAAACCCAGUGUUACUUCACACUGACCUAACUCAUCAUUUGGGGAGAAAAAAAAGAAAAAAAUUCUUGGACCACAGUGUGUAUCGCUCUGCAUCGGGAGAGUAGUUUCAACACUGGCACUUGUGGGUGCCUCCGAGCGUCCUGAAGAAAAAAAAAAAAAAAAAAAGGAAGGAAAUAUCGGAUGCAUUAUCAUCACUGUGAGAGUUAAUAGCCAUGUCACCGAGACUGAUGUGUGGAUUACGUACGUCGUUUUGAGAGCGGGAACAGCAAAAUGUGUCUGGCAAGAAAGUAUCACCACGGAUUCUGCAAAAUCGCCUGAGAAUUGCGGAUGUUUUUUCGAUGCAGUUUUUGGGGAGGGAGCGGGAGAGGGACCGGUCUCCGUCUAAAGCAGAGAUCCUGCAGACCUUGGCGUCUCCGUGAACAAAUUCAAGAUGACUCAUCCCCUGAAGUAUUAGAUGCAUCUCUCCACCUCCACCCUCUGAGUCCCGUCUGCUACAAGCCUGUGUUAUCAGCUUUUGUCAAGGGCCAGAGUUUGGAAGUUAACAUGAGGAUGACCAGAGCCCCUCGGAACUGUGAUUGAACUGGCAGUGGGCCCAAAUCCUCUUUCCAAAGAGUGGAAGACCAGUCAGCGAAUUAUGAAUGUUAAACAAGAUGACCUCCUCUCAGCAGCAGCAGAUGAUGCGAGGUCCUAGGUGGAACCGGGCCUUGUCCGACCCUUUGUUUGUGCUGCUUCUGGCCCUCCAGCUGCUGGUGGUGGCAGGGCUGGUACGUGCUCAGACGUGCCCCUCUGUCUGCUCCUGUAGUAACCAGUUCAGCAAAGUCAUCUGCACCCGCCGAGGCCUGCGGGAUGUCCCUGAUGGCAUCUCUACCAACACUCGCUACCUGAAUCUGCAAGAGAAUCUCAUUCAGGUCAUAAAGGUGGACAGCUUCAAGCACCUAAGACAUCUGGAGAUCCUGCAGCUGAGCAAAAACCACAUACGCAAAAUUGAGCUGGGGGCCUUCAAUGGACUGGCCAGCCUCAAUACCUUGGAGCUUUUUGAUAACCGCCUCACCACCAUCCCGAACGGCGCAUUUGAGUACCUGUCCAAACUAAAGGAGCUUUGGUUGAGGAAUAACCCCAUAGAGAGUAUUCCCUCCUAUGCUUUCAACAGAGUGCCCUCAUUACGGCGGUUGGACCUUGGGGAGCUCAAACGGCUCUCCUACAUAUCUGAGGGGGCCUUUGAAGGGCUGAGCAAUCUGCGCUACUUAAAUCUGGGAAUGUGCAAUCUGAAGGAAAUUCCCAACCUAAUUCCCCUGGUGAAGCUGGAUGAACUGGAGAUGUCGGGGAACCAGCUCACUGUCAUCCGUCCUGGCUCUUUUAAAGGGCUCAUCCAUUUGCAAAAGCUAUGGAUGAUGCAUGCCCAGAUCCAGACCAUAGAAAGGAACUCCUUUGAUGACCUGCAGUCACUAGUGGAGCUCAAUCUAGCCCACAACAACCUUACCCUCUUGCCCCAUGAUCUCUUCACUCCUUUACAUCACCUGGAGAGGGUGCACUUGCACCACAACCCAUGGAAUUGUAACUGUGACAUCCUCUGGCUAAGCUGGUGGCUUAAGGAGAUGGUACCAGCAAACACCAGCUGCUGUGCCCGCUGCAGCUCACCUCCCCACCAUAAGGGACGAUACAUUGGCGAGCUGGACCAGAACUACUUUCACUGUUAUGCUCCUGUUAUUGUGGAGCCUCCCGCAGACCUAAAUGUGACAGAGGGAAGCGCUGCAGAGUUGAAAUGCAGAGCCAGCUCUUUGACCUCAGUAAGCUGGAUUACACCCAAUGGUUCCAUCAUGACACACGGUGCGUACAAGGUCAGAAUCUCUGUGCUGAAUGACGGCACUCUGAACUUCACUAAUGUUACCAUGCAGGACACAGGCACAUAUACGUGUAUGGUCAGUAAUUCCGCAGGUAACACGACAGCAUCUGCCACACUCAAUGUGUCCUCUACAGAGAACAGCAGCUUCAGCUACUUCACCACAGUGACAGUGGAAACCAUAGAAACGCCACAUAAUGAAGGCUUCACCACGACUGUGCAACAGAAGGUGGGCCCCACCCCCUCUUCUGGAUCAUGGGAGUCUGUUUCACCCACCUCUACAACUACCACCACAUUUCGGACCCCGCUGUCCACCCGUACCACAGAGAAGACUUACACGAUCCCUGUCACGGAGCUGGGCGGGGAGGGCUCACUAAACGGCCUGGAUGAGGUGAUGAAGACGACCAAGAUCAUCAUCGGCUGCUUUGUUGCAAUCACACUCAUGGCAGCCGUCAUGCUGAUUAUCUUCUACAAGAUGCGCAAACAGCACCACCAGCAGAACCACCACGCACCCACACGUACUAUUGAGAUCAUUAAUGUGGACGAGGACUGUGUAACAGGAGGCCCGGGCAUGGAGGGCCACCUGACUCUGCCUCCUCUUGAGCAUGAGCACCUCAACCACUAUAACACCUAUAAGACUGCGUACAACCAUGCCUCCACUAUCAACUCCAUACACAGCUCAGCGCACGAACCUUUGUUAAUCCGGGCCAGCUCAAAAGACAAUGUACAAGAGACCCAAAUCUAAAACUUUUUUUUCUUUUUUUUCAAAAUGAGACAUAAUAAAACUGAUGGAAUUACAUAAAGACAUUACUGACAGGACAUUACUGAUAACUGGUUGUGAGGACUGUGGCUCAAACAUGGAGAAAUAGACUCAUGUGUUUGGCAAAUCGAUGGCUGGUGAUGUUAAUUCAGUGACUUUGGGAAUUAGGGUAUGUCUACUGUUUCAAAAAGUGUCUUUACAAAACAGAAGUUAUUUAUUUAAGAAAAAAACUAUUGUGGUUAAAUCAAGAAAAACUGUAUUCUGCAAUUAUUUUUUCAGCACUUAAUUCAUGUUUUUUUUUUCUUCCUCUCAUUUCAUGGGAUUGGUUUACUAAUAUGCUUUCAAACUCUGUUUGAAGAUCUGUCGAAGAAAAACUCUUGAAGCAAAUUAUUGUUUGUUCUUUUUUUUUUUUUUCUUUUUUGGUAAACUGCGACUUUGGACCAGAUGAGAUAGUAACCUCGUGUUCCCCAUGUAACAAAGGAAUCUAGAGCACAUUAGUGAGUUUAUCCAGCUGUGGAUCAAGUGAUGAAAUCUUUGUGAUCAUCUGUAACUGGUAUGAAUUAAACGCACGUUCAUUAUUUUUUACAGUGAUUGACAGAACUGUCAGUGAUGAAAUUUGUUCAUGCUUCACUGUUUAAUUAGAUCUGUCACAUACAUAUUAGACAUUCUGCUCUGUUAUCAAUAGACUGAGGAUCCUAAAUGAAGGAAAUAUGCCCUGCGUUCUGCUAUUGUAAAAGUCAAGGCUCACUAUUAGAAGUACAUUCUAGUUAAAUUAAAUUCUAUAGAUUGACUAUGAGAGUCUUUGUGUUCCUAAUGUAUAUGCAAAAUACAAUUUUACCCCUGACCUCCACUUGUUUUGACUCAAAGCCCAAGCUUCUCAGAGACAUGAUUAUUAUACAGAGAAAGUCAAUAUUUGCAUUAAGAGCAAUACUGAUCUCUGAAGGUCAUGAUACAGGAGCAGCAUUAAUGGGUACGUUAGAAUUAACAUAAUCCAAAUCAAAAGUCAUGAAAAAAAAGGAAGAUGAUCUUAAAUUCUGGUAAAGGUCCACUGCGUCCAAAUGAAAUGUUUCCAAUGUAGGAUGGUCUCACCUUUACCUUACGGUGCUUAGUUCUGCUGCAUAUGAAGAUGAUUGCUUUGAAGCCACCUUUUUCAUGCUGGACCCCUUACCUCAUCUGCAUUACUGCAGGAUAGAGUUCUGAUCAGAAGCAGACUGAUGAGCUGAAGAAAGAGCGUAAACCCUUUAUACAGCUGUCUGAGCACAUUGCCUGUCAUCUGUGGGCCACAUUUCCACAUGGGCAGUGCCUGGCAGUCCCAGAUUCACACCCUGCCCCCUGCCAACCAUAGGACUUGGCCCUGAGCGAGAGGGCUUAUGCUGCAAGAGGCUUUAGGGGUGAAUGUGUGGGAUCGGGCAUCAACCAGAUGUUUGGGUUGCACCUGUCUCUCUCCCCCUCCCUUAGCGACAACACAAUUUCCAUUUUAAUUGAUGUGCCCAUGGGCUUUGGAUGGAAACAGCUCUGCAGGCGCCCAUACCCUGGAAAGCAUUUCAAAGUCCUCACAAUGAAAAAUGGUGCCAGGCACCAGACACGAGGAGGUUAGACAGACAUUUGUCACAUGCUCCUGGUUUAGUUUUAACAAAUAAGAGCAGCUUUUGUUCCCCUAACAGCGACACAUACAAAAAAAAAGGCUCAGGCUAUUGUCAUGCUUCAUUCAGUUUUGUUUUUAUAAUACAUUAAGGUGUUACAGUAAGGAAUUAUACAGAGGAGAAUACCUCAUAGAAACAACUGUUACAUAAGAUAGUGACAUGUACUUUCUGUGGAGUCACCAUGCACAGUGCUGUGCCUGUCCCUGAAAACUGGAAGUGGUACUCCACACAAACACUCGGAGGAAGUUGUGAGUUUCCAACAUUCAUCCUCUAUGGGCUUGAAAGGUUGGAUUAAUGGUGGUUACACUUUGAUUUCAGUGGUGGAAAUGUUUGUUUUCAACCCAUCCACAUAAACUUUGCAAACUACUGCUGCAUAAUCAACAUCUCUGCUCCAUUUGUAUGCUCACUUUUUUUCACGCUUAUACAUUUCACCAAAAAUAUUUCCACCUCAAUACUCACAGUACUGUCAAUCUGAGGAGCUUUGAUGUCCAUGGGUCCAUGCUUAUGACAGUGCCCUCUUCCUGCUUUUCCAUUGGACAAAGUCACUCUAAAUUAUACUGCUUAACCUCACUGAGCUACGUUUGACAAGAGUUCAUGGUCGCAUAUCGGAAAAUAAAGAAGAAUUAACAAAAACGCCAUCAGGUAGUCAUAAACCUUUUUUAAACACCUUUAAAGCCUAUAUUUGGUGAGUGCUUUCUACUCAGACAGACAGGUUUCAACCUAACGGACAGAGAGGCUACUUCCCAUAGUUUAUUGUUUCAGCAUAUUUCAAGUAGUAGUGAGAAUUAAUGAGGAACAGUACCAGUUCAUCCUACAGCCUCAUGUCUAGGAUGUGAGAAGAGAAUGAAAUUAAACAACAAGAUAAUAAUCUAAAGCCUUUUUCCCACAGGACUAGUAUUACCUGGGGUCCUCCUGUGAUAUGUAAUACAAUAAUUGCAUAGAUUAUAUAUGUUAAUAAUCCAUGUCUGCAAACUGUUCUCUGAAAAGCUCUGCAGAAAAUUACUUUCCAUAUCUCGCCUAAUACAGAGGUCAUUUCAUAAUAUUAGUUCUAUGUGCACUAUUUUAUUUUUUAUUUUUUUUCUGACUCUUACUCCACUUCCAGGGUAAGAAUUAUGGAGGCUGUAGUGGAAACUAUCAAUGGGAGCUUUCAAACCUUUUGCGGUGCAAAUUGUAGUGCUACUGUUUCUACUCUGCCUGGAAACCCAUUGUAUGUUUCAAAAUAGUUUGAUAAUCAAGAUCAGUGAAUUUAAAUGUAACACAAGACUUUAUUUAUUCACUUUGAAUGUGCUGCGCACAACACAGAUGUUUUUACCUUUACUUCCUAAAUAACAUGAGGUCCCCAGGUGAUCUUAGUCCAGACCCGAAGAGAUAACUGAUUCAGCCACAUCAUGUUAUUUGUUUUGUUUUUUUCUGUGGAGUUUGGCACAUUUGUAAACCAUAGAAUGACCUGAAUGUGUGUCAUUUAGUAUGUGUUUGAAUUCCUAGUGGUGGGAUGUGGAUCACAAUUCUACUCAGCUGACAUAAGAGAGUGUAACCAUCUUCCCCUUUUGCCUUUAGUUGGAGGUAAAUCGUCUGAAAAUUUAAAUGGUAAAUUUGUUGCAUUUUAGUCGAGCUGUCUCAUGUAUGUAAGAUAUCUAAAUAUUUUUGGUCAAUAUUCUUUUUUUUCACAUUCUUUUCUUUUUUUCUGAGAGGGAAUGCUGUUCUAGUGGUAGAUUUAUAUAAAAAUACAUUUUGAGAAUAAAACAAAACAAAAACAAAAAUUUUUAAAUUUUGAUUUUACAUGUGCCAACAACCUGUUCUAAAAGUGAAAAAGAGAAACAUGCUGUAAAAGAAUAAGAGAUUGAUUUUCAUGUAAGCAUUCUUUCAUGACCUUUAAAAGAUAUGGAGAUCGAUUAUAGAGACCAGAGUUUGUAGUUCAUACACAAAAUAUGGUUAAAAAUAAACUAUUGUUGUUUUUCUG